Molecule: messenger RNA, 1569 nt
Organism: Paraphaeosphaeria sporulosa
Lineage: Eukaryota; Fungi; Ascomycota; Dothideomycetes; Pleosporales; Didymosphaeriaceae
Product: alpha/beta-hydrolase
Exons: 3
Coding region: 1-1569 (522 amino acids)
Source: RefSeq, a predicted model, not a curated record
AUGGCUCACGCAGUACUUCUGAGCAGCUUGAUAUUCGCCGCAGCACGCGCCAAUCCCAUUGCCCGCGAUGUUGCGAACCAAACCAUGGUAACGCCCUUCAGUGCCCUCCAAUGGACACCCUGCUACGACAAUUUCACCUGCGCACGCCUCAUCGUGCCCCUAGACUACGCCGAACCCGACGCCGGCAACACCACAAUCGCCUACAUCAAGCUCCCCUCAGCCACGCAGCCCGCCGAAGACAUCCUCUACAAUCCUGGCGGACCCGGUAAUUCCGGAGUAGACGCCGUCCUGCACGGCAGCGCCCAGCUGCUCAACACGCUAGGCACGACGUACAACCUCAUCGGCUUUGACCCCCGCGGCGUGAACAACAGUGGGCCGAGCCUGAGCUGUUUCCCAGGCGAUCCCGCAUCGGAGGCACUCUUCAAGAGCCAAUUCCACAGGCCGAUAAAUAGCAAGUCGCCGGAAUCUUUAGCGCGACAAUUCGAGAUCGCUGGUGCGUGGGGCGAAAGAUGCUCGAGCGUGCAUCGCAAUGACUCGGCAAGAUACGUUGGCACCAUAGCCACGGCGCGGGAUAUGCUGAACUACGUGGAGAAGAGGGCUGUUGCGGAAGGACAAGAAGUCAAAGUCGCGAAGCUCUGGUAUUGGGGCAUCAGUUACGGCACUGUUCUGGGAUCCACAUUCGCGACAUUGUUUCCCGACCGCAUUGGGAGGAUGAUCUUGGAUGGCGUGGUCGAUGUGGAAACGUACUACAAGAACAACGCCUCUGGCCUGAGUCAAUCGGAUGAAGCGGUGUUGAGCUUCGCGAAGGCAUGUCAUACUGCAGGAAGAGAAAAGUGCGCGUUCUACUCUUCGACCACGAAAGACAUUACGAAACGCAUGCGGAACAUCAUCGAAGACGUGAGAAAAGAUCCCGUCCCUGUGGCUGACCUGGCGAUAAGCCCGGUCCCCACACUGAUUACCUACGAAGACCUCGUCUUUACGCUGUUCGUUUUGCUUUACUCUCCGGUUCAAGGUUUCCCACUCCUGGCGCAGAUCUUUGCAGAGUUAGAACAGCGCAACGGGUCAUCAAUCGCGCUGACAAUCCAGGCCGUGCCUCCGACUGGCGUAGAUUACGGCGGCUUAAUCUCAUGUAUGGAUAGCGUCAAAGUACCUGGGGCGUACAACAUCUCAACCAUGGCGAUAUGGGAGCAGCAUGUCAAGGAAGAGAACAAGCAGUCGCAAUGGGUCGGCGAUGGCUGGGCCACUGUGUCGCUGCUGUGCAGGAAGAUGAACAUCAUUCCACCGGAAAGCCAACGAUUCAGUGGAAAACUGGGCGCAAACGAGACAAGUUUCCCGAUCCUUUUCAUUGGAAACACGAUCGAUCCGAUUACGCCAAUCGUGGGAGCACGGAGAAUGUCUAACCUGUUCCCAGGGUCUGUCUUGUUCACACAAGAUUCGAUUGGCCACACAUCCCUCGCUGCAAGUUCGGCCUGUACAUCACAUAAUGUGCAGCAGUACUUGGGUGGCGUACUGCCGGCAGCGAAUAUCACUUGCAAGAUUGAGAGUGUUCCGUUCAUUACGGAUGUUUGA